GUUUGAUUUUGACACAAAGGGUGCUUGCUUAUGCUGUUGAAAGAUGUCGCUUAAAAGUUUUGUUAGAGAGCUGCGAGAGAUGAAAGAUGGAAUUGGAAGCAUUUCAAAGCGAGGAGAAGAAGGGGGGACUGGGAGGCAUUGGCGAAACCGCACGAUGUCGCAUAUUGCACCCGAUCAAGAACCUUCCCCAUUGGAGAUAAUUCAGCAAGGCCGGUGGGCAAAUCUGCCCCCUGAAUUGCUUUUAGACAUCAUCCGGAGAGUGGAAGAGAGUGAAACCUCAUGGCCUGCUCGAGCUGUAGUUGUUUUUUGUGCUUCAGUUUGUAGGUCUUGGAGGGCCAUUACAAAGGAGAUUAUCAGAACACCUGAGCAAUGUGGAAGGCUCACAUUUCCAAUCUCGUUAAAGCAGCCUGGACCUCGGGAGUCUCCAUUUCAGUGCUUUAUAAGAAGGGACAGAGCAACUUCGACUUACCUUCUGUACUUCGGUUUGGUACCUUUGGAGGAUGAGAAGGAUAAAUUGUUGUUAGCAGCCAAGAGGGUCAGACGAGCGGCUGGCACCGACUUCAUCAUAUCUUUAGCUGCCGAUGAUUUUUCUCGAGCAAGUAGUACCUAUGUUGGUAAAUUAAGGUCUAAUUUCCUGGGCACGAAGUUCUCAAUUUAUGACAGCCAACCUCCUUGUGACCCUGCAGCUUGGCAAAAUAGUCGAUCGAGCCGUAGAUUUCGCUCUAAGCAAGUCUCUCCUAGAGUACCUGCCUGUAACUACAGUGUAGGCACAAUUUCUUAUGAACUUAAUGUUCUUCGUACUAGAGGUCCUCGGAGAAUGCAGUGCAUCAUGCAGUCGAUUCCAGUCUCUUCAAUUCAGGAGGGAGGCACUGCCCCAACACCUACAUCGUUCAUAUACUCUAUCGACGACCACCUUUCUUCCACAUCCAAUUCUAUAAGAAAGGAUCCAUCCAAGGACUUUGGCUCAAAGAGCCUAUCAGAACCAGCAGCAGUUCAGGGGUCGGAUGAAUCAUUGGUACUUAAAAACAAGGCACCGAGAUGGCACGAGCAGCUGCAGUGCUGGUGCCUAAAUUUCAGAGGCCGUGUGACUGUGGCAUCUGUUAAGAACUUCCAACUCGUUGCAGCUGUUGAUCAAUCCCAUAAUGUUUCGGUGGAAGAGCAAGAGAAGGUACUUCUUCAGUUCGGAAAAAUUGGAAAAGACAUCUUCACCAUGGAUUACCACUACCCGCUCUCUGCCUUCCAAGCCUUUGCAAUCUGCUUGAGCAGCUUCGACACGAAGCCAGCCUGCGAAUGACAUCAUGUUGUGAGUAGUGAUCGGAAAGUAAGAAAAUGCUGGAGCUUGUUGGGGAAGAACAACAGCUGAGAAGAUGGCUAUGUGAUCGAUAUCGUCGCCAAGAGUGGUUAAUUCUGAGGCUUGACUUGUAAUUUGUAUCAUCUCCUUGGCUCUAAAACGCAUACAUUAUUAUAAAUGUCAAUCCGUUGUAUUAUCUAUGUAGAUUUCUUCAUGGUUACUUCCUCUUACGAGACAUUCUGAUUGGAAAUGGUUUUAACAUUAUUGUUUGGUUGUUCGGUCAUCUCUGUCCCAAUGUUCAGCCACACAUUUUGAAA
Messenger RNA from Momordica charantia (bitter melon), 1608 nucleotides. The record is from RefSeq and is a predicted model, not a curated record. Lineage: Eukaryota; Viridiplantae; Streptophyta; Magnoliopsida; Cucurbitales; Cucurbitaceae.